UUGAGUAAGUCAGCGAUCCAUCGCAGAUGUGCCGGGGACCCACUGGGACAGAUCGCCGAACGUUGUCACUUGCAACCGGCGACUAUGUCGCAGGUAGGUCGGCAGGAUAUGAGAACCAGGCUUAAUAAUAUUGAAUAAAAUUCCUUCUUGCAGGUUGUGUUUGUUCCCAUGUGGAUAGUACUAUCCUUGUUGUGUCUUCUGGUGCUGUAUUAUGUUAUAUGGUCCAUAAUAUUUGUAAGGACGGCAGAGGUUCUUCCAGCUCAACGUAGAGGUCAUGUCAUGGUUGCCGUAGCAUCAGUUCUCCUUGUUAUUCCACUUUUAACAUUUCAGAUAAUCCUUUGUAACAGACUGGAUGGCAUCACACAGGACAUGUUUGUAGGAGUUGUAGCUCCUCUUCAGAUAUCUUUGUUAAGUUUACUGGCUACAUCCUUCUAUCACAAAGGAGGGAACCAUUGGUGGUUUGGAAUUCGAAAGGACUUUUGUGACUUUCUACUUGGGAUGUGUCCCUUUCUACAGGAGUAUGGAAACAUUUCUUGUAAAUUUUCUGAAAGUAUUUUCUCAAGACCACCACGGGAAGAGGCUUCUAUCGAACCACAACGCAAACCAGUGGUACAUGAAUACCCAGCCAAAUGCGUUGUACCUGUUGUGUCUAUUGAGAUGCCAGAUUGAAACAACAACCAA
This is a messenger RNA of Orbicella faveolata, 681 nucleotides long. RefSeq names its product transmembrane protein 185A-like. The record is from RefSeq and is a predicted model, not a curated record. Lineage: Eukaryota; Metazoa; Cnidaria; Anthozoa; Scleractinia; Merulinidae.